This is a messenger RNA of Paramecium sonneborni, 1156 nucleotides long. The record is from the annotation of a GenBank genome assembly. Lineage: Eukaryota; Ciliophora; Oligohymenophorea; Peniculida; Parameciidae.
AUGUUAAACCUUCUAUUCUAUGGUUUAGGAAUAAUAAUAAUAAUUUUACUUGGGUUUUCUCUAUGCAAACACUAUUUAAAUUAAAAAAAAAAAGAAUUUGAAUAAAACAAUAAAAGUUAUAAUGAUUAGGUAUUGGAGGAGGAAAGUGAUAAUUGUUAACCAAAUGAAAUCAAGUCGUUUCAAAUUUAAACUUUUUAAAAAGCCUUUAAUUAGAAUAUCUAUUAGUUUAAAAAAAAUACUAGCUAGAUAAGUUAAAAAUCUUAACAAUCUUCCAAAAUAUUCUAAAAUUCAUCAAUAUUAUCCAUUAAAAAUAUUCCUUUAUUUUCAGCAGAUGAUAAGAGAACUGAGUAGGUUUAACAAAUUAUUAAUUACUUAUAUGAUAAAAGUUGUAGAAAAAGAAAUAUUGAAGAAAAAUUUAAAUAUUUUUUAGGUCAUUUUAUCGAUUUUUAAAAUCUAUGUAAAGAGUACAAUAUUAAAAAACUUGAGAUCAAAUAAAAAUUAAAGUAGUUAUGUUCAUCUUAUCUCAAUGUUCGAGGAGAUGGCAAUUGUUUUUAUACUGCUUUUGGUUAUUAAUUUUUAGAAAUUUUAUUAUUUAAAUAUAAAAAUGACGAAUUUUAAAAUUUUAUAAAGACUAUUUUAUUUGAAAUUAAAUUGCCUUUUUAGAUUAAUUUAAUAGAUUAAACUAAUAUCAAUUAAAAUUAGGAUGAGUAACUAAGAAAAGAAUUUAUUUUUAGAUUGGAAAAACUUAAAUCAAUUUAAAACGUUGAUACAAGAAGAAAAAUGUUAUAUAAUGCAUAUAAAGCACAUGAAAAAGAAGAUGAAGAAUACGAUGGUUGUUUCUAUGGUUUAUCAACAAUAUUUUUUAGAAAUAUAUCAAUUCACGCUCUUGAUUAAAAUGAACUUAAAAACAUGGUGACCGAUAGGGAAAAUUUAUUAAUAUGGGAAACAGAAUGCAAUAAUAAUGAAAUUGUAAUCUAAUCUUUAUCAAAUUUUUUGAAACUGUAAUUUUAAAUCAUAAACUAUAAUUAGAUAUAUAUAACUUAUUUUCUUUACAAACGAAAGUUUCUAAAUGAGAGAAUAUGGUACUACAAAUGUACAUAAAAUAAUAUUACUUAUCAGACCAGGUCAUUAUAAUAUUGGAAUUGCCCCUGAAUGA